This is a messenger RNA of Striga asiatica, 786 nucleotides long. Lineage: Eukaryota; Viridiplantae; Streptophyta; Magnoliopsida; Lamiales; Orobanchaceae. The record is from the annotation of a GenBank genome assembly.
AUGCAAACGAAUCCUUUAAAAGAGGCCUUCGUGAGAACAGGUACCACCAUGGACUACUCAUGUACCCAAGAAAGUGGUCGAUCUUCCUCCUCCCAAAUAGCAAGACGACGUACGUGGAGCCGGCGUGAGGAGUCUGCCCUAAUAGAUAUCUUGAAAGACAUGGUUAUCGAGGGAUGGAAGGCAGAUAAUGGGUUUAGGCAAGGAUAUAAUUUUGAGAUUGAGAAAAGAUUGAAGUUGAAGAUACCAGACUGCACCCUUCAAGCUGAACCACACAUCAGCUCAAAAAUACAUGUGUGGAUGAAGAACUAUAGGAGUGUGGCACUCAUCAAAGGAACUUCAGGCUUCGGGUGGAGUGAGUUGACAAAAAAUUUUUCCUGCGACGAUAAAGUUUGGACACAAUGGGUAAAGGUAAAUUAUGAUACCCAUUCAUCAUGGGAUAGCUUGAAUGGGAUUGCUUGUAGGCUUGGGUUUGAGCAUGAGGCGGAGAAGAAAAGAAAUGCCGUGUUUGACUCAUUGUCUAAUAUGCAUUUUCUGUCAAAAGAGGAUAAAAUGAUUGUCACGAUGCGCUUAUGUAAGAAUCAACAGGAGUUGUCAAUGUUUUUCAGCCUAUCCAUGGAAGAUAAAGCUAUCAUGGUGAAAAUGAUGCAGGAUGGACGUUUCUCCCUUUUUUUUUUUCUAUUUUGUUGUGACUACAAUCAGGGGAUGGACAACAUGGAUGUUGACGGUGACGGUCCUCAUUUCUUCAAGGCUGUUCAGUUUCGUACACUCCAUACCAUGGUAAGAUAG